Molecule: messenger RNA, 4943 nt
Organism: Camelus dromedarius (Arabian camel)
Lineage: Eukaryota; Metazoa; Chordata; Mammalia; Artiodactyla; Camelidae
Gene: MELTF
Product: melanotransferrin
Exons: 16
Coding region: 903-3065 (720 amino acids)
Biological process (GO): iron ion transport
Cellular component (GO): plasma membrane; early endosome; recycling endosome
Source: RefSeq, a predicted model, not a curated record
UCCCGAGCCUCUGCGGGGAGGGACGCGGGAAAAGAUCUGGAGAGACUGGAGGGGAGGAGGCGAGAGGAGCGGCCUGCCGGGCCGAAUCACGGGAAGCCGUGCUUGGAUAGAGGAUGGGGCGCAGACUGAGUCUCCUCGCAUCAGCACCCGCCGCUCGUACGGAAGUCAGGGCCCCGGACGCUGAGACUUGAGGCGGGACCUCGGGGAGCUGCUCUUAGGGAUCGCGGGCAGAGGCUGCUAAAAGGAUGGCUUCAUGCCACCGCUCUGACCUCAUCAAUACAAAAAAUGGAUCCGCCACCCCGGUCUGAACCCAGCAAUUGCCAGGCCUAACAGGGUGCAGUCUUGGAGCACUGGAGAGGGCGAGGGCACUUCCACGUUCCAGGGUGCCCCCGGAGUUGGGGGAGGCAAAGCGGACGGGAGGGAGGCUGUUCUUGACCGUUGGGCUGGGGAUGGGAAGCACAGGCUGCCUUGAGAGGGUUACCUGGCCCCUAGUGGGCGGAAACUGGGCCCAAAGCCACACGUUUCCCAAGAGCACAGGCCUCCCUGGCAGGGCUGGCUGGGCAGGAUGAGUGAUGGAAGAGCUCAGGUCUGCAAAGGCAGCAAACUCAGAAAAUCCUUACCACUUCUGCUGGGCCUCCAGGCUAAGAACUCUCUGGGACUCUGACCUGGUCAGAUCAUGUGACCCCAAUAGGGUCCCCACCACUGAGUACCUUGUGUCCUAACUCCUCCAGAGGUUUACUUACAAUGCAAAAGGUGGUUUUCUCAUCUGCACAGGCUCAGAGAGGUCAGUAAGUUGCCUGAAGUCACCAGCCAAAGGAGCAGGAAGUUGAACUCAACCGGCUGACUCCUCCACCUCCCCUUGUCAGGGGCCUGGCACUGUGUCCACAGAGGCGCUUGGCGGGAUGGAGGUGCGGUGGUGCACCAUCUCAGACCCAGAGCAGCAGAAAUGCAGUGACAUGAGCAAGGCCUUCCAGGAAGCCGGCAUCCAGCCCUCCCUCCUGUGCGUCCAGGGAACCUCAGCUGACCACUGCAUCCAGCUCAUCUCGCAGGCCCAGGAGGCUGAUGCCAUCACUCUGGAUGGAGGAGCCAUUUACGAGGCGGGGAAGGAGCACGGCCUGAAGCCCGUGGUGGGCGAAGUGUAUGAUCAAGAGGUCGGUACCUCCUAUUAUGCCGUCGCUGUGGUCAAGAGGGGCUCCCACGUGACCAUCAACACCCUGAAAGGCGUGAAGUCCUGCCACACAGGCAUCAACCGGACGGUGGGCUGGAAUGUGCCCGUGGGCUACCUGGUAGACAGCGGCCGCCUCUCAGUGAUGGGCUGUGACGUGCUCAAAGCUGUCAGCGACUAUUUUGGGGGCAGCUGUGUCCCCGGGGCAGGAGAAACCAGUCACUCCCAGUCCCUCUGCCGCCUCUGCCGGGGCAACGCCGCUGGGGAAGGGGUGUGUGACAAGAGCCCCCUGGAGAGAUACUACGACUACAGCGGGGCCUUCCGGUGCCUGGCUGAAGGGGCCGGGGACGUGGCCUUUGUGAAGCACAGCACGGUGCUGGAGAACACAGACGGGAAAACCCUUGCCUCCUGGGGCCAGGCACUGCUGUCAAAAGACUUCGAGCUGCUGUGCCGGGAUGGCAGCCGGGCUGAUGUCACUGAAUGGAGGCGAUGCCACCUGGCUCGGGUGCCUGCUCAUGCCGUGGUGGUCCGGGCCGACACAGAUGGGGGCCUCAUCUUCCGGCUGCUCAACGAAGGCCAGCUUCUGUUCAGCCAUGAGGGCAGCAGCUUCCAAAUGUUCAGCUCUGAAGCCUAUGGCCAGAAGAACCUGCUGUUCAAAGACGCCACCUCCGAGCUAGUGCCCAUUGCCACGCAGACCUACGAGGCAUGGCUGGGCCGCGAGUACCUGCAUGCCAUGAAGGGUCUCCUCUGUGACCCCAACCGGCUGCCCCACUACCUGCGCUGGUGUGUGCUGUCCACGCCCGAGAUCCAGAAGUGUGGAGACAUGGCUGUGGCCUUCAGCCGGCAGAGGCUCAAGCCGGAGAUCCAGUGUGUGUCAGCUGAGUCCCCCCAACACUGCAUAGAGGAGAUCCAGGCUGGCCAAAUUGACGCUGUGACCCUGAGGGGCGAAGACAUCUACACAGCGGGGAAGACGUACGGCCUGAUUCCGGCAGCCGGGGAGCACUAUGCCCCGGAAGACAGGAGCAACUCGUACUUCGUGGUGGCCGUGGUGAAGCGGAACAGCUCCUACGCCUUCACGCUGGACGAGCUGCGGGGCAAGCGCUCCUGCCACCCGGCCUUCGGCAACCCCACUGGCUGGGACAUCCCCGUGGGCGCCCUCGUGCAGAAAGGCUUCAUCCGGCCCAGGCACUGUGAUGUCCUCACAGCGGUGAGUGAGUUCUUCAGCGCCAGCUGUGUGCCUGUGAACAACCCCAAGAACUACCCAUCCUCGCUGUGUGCUCUCUGUGUGGGGGAUGAGCAGGGCCGCAACAAGUGUGUGGGCAACAGCCAGGAGAGGUACUACGGCUACAGUGGUGCUUUCAGGUGCCUGGUUGAGAAUGCAGGGGACGUCGCUUUUGUCAAGCACACGACUGUCUUCGACAACACAAAUGGCCACAAUGCUGAGCCCUGGGCUGCUGAGCUCAGGUUGGAGGACUAUGAGCUCCUGUGUCCCAAUGGGGCCCGGGCCGAGGUGUCCCAGUUCGCAGCCUGCAACCUGGCACAGAUACCGUCCCAUGCCGUCAUGGUCCGGCCAGACACCAACAUCUUCACUGUGUAUGGACUGCUGGACAAGGCCCAGGACCUGUUUGGAGAUGACCACAAUAAGAAUGGGUUCAAAAUGUUCGACUCCUCCAACUAUCAUGGCCAGGACCUGCUUUUCAAGGAUGCUACCAUCCGGGCAGUGCCUGUGGGAGAGAAAACCACGUACCAUGACUGGCUGGGCCAGGACUACGUGGCGGCUCUGGAAGGGAUGCUGUCUCAGCAGUGCUCUGGCACAGGGGUCACUGCCUCCAGGGUGUUCCCACUCCUGCUGCUUCUCCCACUGGCCCUCGCUGUCGGCCUCCUCCAGCCCUCCCUCUGAAGCAGCUGUGGGCAAGCCUCGCCCUCCCUGGGAAUGGAAACCUGUUCAGAAAUCUCUCUAAAUAAGGCUGUUCUUCUCAGUAAAUCUGGUUAACACUGCUCAGAGGGAAACGUGUGAUGGGAGAGGAAGCGUGAGAAACCAUAGACCUCCUUAGGGCUGCGAUUCUGACACUGAAGUUUCAGUGAUUCCUUCCAAGUGGAAUAAAGAUGACUGUGACUGUUAAAGAAAAAUCCCCCAACUGGACUGAGCAGGUCUCUCCUGCUGGAACCCAGCCUCUGCCUCCCAGGCACCACCUGUCCCUCUGCUACCUGAGGUGGUGCGCUGGCCAGCCUCCCAGUCACACCCCACCCACAGGCUGGCAUAGCCGCUUCCCUGCAGAUCUGCAGGCUCCCACCACAUGGAUCCUCACCAGGCUUGGGUUUGGAAAAGACCGUUACCAAGGAAACAGUCUGAACCCGAGCUUCCCACACGGCCCUCUCAGCUGGAGCUUGUCCUGCGGAGCCACCCAGGGGGCCUGGUGAGAUGACAGGCCAGCAGGCCCUUCCUUGCUGGUUCCCACCUCCCCCUCUGGAGAAUGGACAACGCACCCAGCACCUCCCCUCAGCCCCCGCUCCGUCUGUCCUCUGGACUCCCUGUGUCGGCCUUUCUCCAGAGGACACUGAGCUGCCCACUGAGGCGUCGCCAUAUGAGGCUGGAGCCAGGCCCCCAAGUAUGCGAAGCUUCUGGGCCCAUGAAGCCCUUUGUCCUUGUCUUCUGCAGCUUGGCGUGGUGCAGACCACUGGACCCCUGAUUGUGCCGGGCUGGGAAGGACAGGGAGGCCAGGGCUGGACCCUAGGAAUGAAGCCCUCAAGGGCUCCUCAGACAAAGGAAAUGCAUCUCAGAAUUUUUACAAGGCAGGGGGCUUGAUGCAGGAUUGAGGGUCUAAAAUCUUGUCUGUGGUAAGAAGAGCAGGCCUCAGAACUGGACUUGCUCUGUGUGCCCUGCCCUGUGGUGAAUUCAGCUGCACCGGGCUCUUUUCUGGAGUUAAGCCCAGUCAGCAGGAAUGCCCACUCCUGCGUUUCCUCCUCUUAGGCUUCAUCUCAGAUCAUCCCCUUCUACCCCGGUGCGAUGUCCACCACUCUGGAGCUACUCUUGUACCUCUAGCUGCAGGAGUUGCCUCCGGACUGAAGAGUUUGGCCUCCAGGGCUGCCCAGUGGUGUCCAGCCCAUGAAGCAGGAGGUGGCGAAGGUCUCUAAGUCAGCACAAGGCCCUCUGAAGAGCUAGAAAUGGGGAGUUGCCUUUCUCUUUGUCAGAGAUGCCACAGGCUGGGUGGGGUGCUGAAGGGAGCCCCAUCUCCCCAAGUGUGAGCACGGGGUCUCCUCACCCAGCCCUGUACUGCCUGGGCCUGAGGACCACUCACUCCAGAGGAAGAGUCCCUCCUUCCCCUCCCCUGCAAGUCAGCAGAAAGUGCCUGGAGAGGGUCUCCAUCAUUACCACAGUUGUCUGAGAAGCCAGAAAAAGUUUCCAGAACUGCCAGCUCUUACUCUGAGAUUUGGUCUCUGAAAAAAGUGAAAAGAAAGAGAAGAAACAGGAGCAAGCCACCCUCGUCAGCAGACUGGGAGCCGCGUGGGCCUGGAGCUAUUUGCAUCUCAGUCUGCGGGGGCCUUGGGGACGCUGAUGACAGGCUGGUUCCCAGUGCUUCGCCCCCACCUGUGGGCGUUGGAUCCCUUCCAUCCUCGGUGGGGAAGGAGGCCACUGGCAGUGUCCUGGCCAUAGUCAGACACCAUCCUGAGGAGUCCUGGCCUCAGCCCCCACUGUGAGGGGCCAGAAGGAGCCAGCCUCAGCUACCAAGUUUGUACCCUCUUCACUGGAGGAGCCAAUAAGUCUUCUCUGACCUGA